GUUGCGUUGGAUUACUUCUCUUCACUUGCGCUAUGUUUUAUAACUACUUGCGCAUAUUUUCUCAUAUUACAAGAUAAAAACGAAUUAAUUCUAAUCAUAUGAUAUGUAAUAUACGAAAUAAAGACGUAAGCAGAGAUAAAUAUGCUUAUGUAACAACAGUAGCAAUUGUGCGCGGCGUCGGCUAUAUAGAACGUAAUACAAUCGAAUGAUUCUAUUUUUACUAAUCACGAUCACAUGAUUCUGUUUCUAUGCGGAAAAUGAUUGCAAAAUAUAUUAAUAUGAGUGACUUAAUAUUGUUACUGAAAAACUAUGACGCACUAGUUGACCUUGUUUUUGCACUGCACAGAUGGUAUAUGAAAUAUUUUCUUACAUAUAUGCUUAAUCACUUAAGAAUAUAUCUGAAGUACAGUCGUCGAUAAAAAUAUCCGAGUUUCAUUUAAGAAAUUCGUUACCUUUAAAAUUUCUUGAAAACGACAUCUACCACAUGACUCACAUUGGAAUCUAUGUCCCCCUUAAACCAUACAACUUUUGUCUAAAACGUUUCCUUCUAAAACUUACAGGUUUUGAGAUAUUUGAGUGCAUUAAUUAAAAUGAGUCACCCUGUAUAUUGUUGUUUUGAAGAUCGCAAACGUCGUGCCAAACGACGUUCAGGAAUAGAAUCAUGCGAUCGUCAUUGGUAAAAAUAGAUUGUAUAUACAUACCAUAUAGCCACUAUAUAAAUGUCCGUUGUACCGGAAGACUGACAUUUUAACUCGUGAGUUGACAAAGUAAAGAGUUGUGCGUUGUGAUAAUUGUGCAAUUAUAAUUAUAGUUAUUAAUUUUGGAUACACAUACAUGUGUGCCAUGUGUAAUUAAAGUAUUGUAUUAUUGUAACUCAUCAUUUUCUAUCACUUUUUACGUAAUUCUCUGACUUUGUAUCUAAAGAAUCAUUUGCUAAUAAAAUGUUGUGAUUGAUGUUUCGACGAAUAUUUAAAAGAUUCACUACAUAUUUUUGGUAUCAACAAAGAGAAGCAAAAGAAGCGGCAUUAGAACUAACAGAAGACCACUGCAUUUAUUAUAAAGUAUAUAUUUUUUUUUUAUAUAAUCACAGUUCAAAAGACAUACUUUAUUUUAAUAUUUUUUAUCAGAAUGAUGCAAUUUAAUGCCUUGAACGUUAUUACGUUGCUUUAUGCAACUUUCAAUGUUCUUAAUCCUCCACAAAGUCCAAUAACUCUAAAGGAAAUUGAAAUGAACGAGAAGAUUGAAUAUAUGUUGAGAGAAGUAGAAAAUGAUAAUGAAUUUGAAAUAGAACAGGAGGAUACUUUAGAUUUUUACAAUACAUAUGAAGUUCCAGAAGCAGAAAAUGUUGAUUUAUUACAAGAAAAUGAAGGGCAAGAAUAUCUUCCAGAAGAAGUUAUUUGCGCUUCCGUUGAAGCAAGUAUAUCACAUGACUAUAAAAAACAAGCAAUAGAUUAUUGGAAGAGCGGUAAAACAGGAGCAAGAUCGCUUGAAGGAGUUAAAAGAAGAUUUAGAAAGGUAACAUCUAUACGACAAUUACGACGGUGGGACAACCAAGUAAAUGAAGGCGGUAGUAGAACAGAAAAAUUAAAAAGGAUAUCUCAAUACACACUAAAUCGCUUCAAUGAAGCACUUGAAAAAGGAAUGAUUAUUCAUGACAUUGACAUCGCUCGAUGGGCAUCUCGAGCGCAAGAAGAAGAAAAUGUGGACAAAUUCAAAGCUUCAAUGACGUGGGUAAAAAGAUUCAAAAUUGCAUAUAAUAUUGUGUCUCGGAAAAUAACCAAAUUUGUCACGAAAAAAUCCUUAUUAUCAAAAUCAAAUUUUGAAAAUAAAUGCAAUACAUUUAUUGAAAACGUAAAAUAUUACAUUGGUAGAUAUGGAUUAGAAAAUAUUUAUAAUUCUGAUCAGAGCGGAUUUCAGUUAGAAUUUCAUUCCGGUCGUACGUUAUCACAUAAAGGCACAAAAAAGAUAGAAUCUGUAGUACAGUCCAUAUCAGCAACUACGCAUAGUUAUACUAUACAGCCGACAAUUUCAGCGGAUGGUAGAUUAUUGUCUCCGCUUUUCAUUGUUUUAAAGGAAGUAACAGGAACAUUUGGUCCUAGAGUACAGGAAACUAUGUUCAAAGCGCCUAAUAUUUUUGUUACGGCUUCUACAUCAGGAAAAUUAACGUCAAAUCAUGUAAAAACCUGGUUGAAAGAAGUAUUUUUUCCGAAUGUUGGGCCACAAUCUGUAUUAUUAUUAGAUUCUUGGAGUGGGCAUUGUCCCAACAUAAUAGCGGAAACUAGAACAGAUUAUGCAACAGAUAUUGUUUUUCUAACAAUUCCAGCCGGUACAACAGGACAAAUACAGCCAUUAGAUGUAUACGGCUUCCGAUUAUGGAAAAAUUUUAUUAGACAUUUUUCUGAUACUGUUUUAUUGUUAAAUCUUGCAAUUGAACUUCAUACUAGAAAUAAUAUUUUGAAAUUACAAUCAUUAACGCACCAUCAAUUCUCGUCGCCUAGGUUUCAAAGUUUAUUUCGAUAUGCAUGGUUUAAAAGUGGAUAUGUAGAGAUUAGACCAACAGAGUUUCAAACACCGGUUGAAUUUUGUUUCCAAAGGGAUUCGAAAGUAAAUUGCGAUAUUUGUGGCGAAACUGCCAUAAUUACUUGUUCUUGGUGUAAAAAAUCGCUUUGUAUUACACAUUUUUUCCAUGAUCAUCAUCUUUGUAACGAAUAUGUGCAAUAAAUAUAAUACAUUAUCCGUUCAUAUGCAA
Molecule: messenger RNA, 2749 nt
Organism: Odontomachus brunneus
Lineage: Eukaryota; Metazoa; Arthropoda; Insecta; Hymenoptera; Formicidae
Exons: 2
Coding region: 1129-2721 (530 amino acids)
Molecular function (GO): nucleic acid binding
Source: RefSeq, a predicted model, not a curated record